AUGGCUGAAGAUGGUCAUAGAAUUGUUUCCGUUUCAGUCAUCCAAGACACUGGAACUAGAGUUCAAUUAAUGUUCAAGGCUCAAGGAUUAAAAAAGAAGAAAAGUUUAGUGAAUUCUAUUGUGACUGUUUUCAAAAAACCUCAUCACCCUUCCAAAUUGUUAGCGAAUGGACGAUUCAAAAAGUUCGAGCUGAAAGACACAUCUUUUCAUUUCAUCCUAGAGAUCAGGAAUAGUUCGGAACCCCGAUCUGUAGAAGUUUUCCAUUGCGACAUAAAUAGAUUCCCUACUCGAGUAAAUCCGGAAAGCGCCAAAUUCGAGGUUCUUGAGCCUGCCAGUGGUGAAUGUUUUAUUCUUUUAUCUCUCAUCAAGAUUGACAAUCUUUCUACCAAUUGGAAAGAGUUUAUGAGUGAUAAUGGAACUUUUCAUUUUUACAAUUCUCGUUUGCGAAACAGUCUAUUUAACGAUUAUUUCAACAAAUAUAAGUCAAAUGACAUCUCUGAAUUCUUCGACAUAAUGAUGUUCUAUUAUUGA
This is a messenger RNA of Auanema sp. JU1783, 531 nucleotides long. The record is from the annotation of a GenBank genome assembly. Lineage: Eukaryota; Metazoa; Nematoda; Chromadorea; Rhabditida; Rhabditidae.